This is a messenger RNA of Eurypyga helias (sunbittern), 6570 nucleotides long. Its product is annotated as fibrillin-1. The record is from RefSeq and is a predicted model, not a curated record. The transcript is spliced from 42 exons. Lineage: Eukaryota; Metazoa; Chordata; Aves; Eurypygiformes; Eurypygidae. Gene Ontology annotation, molecular function: calcium ion binding. The annotation marks the transcript as partial.
GUUUGAUCCUUUGUCCACUGAAAUCAUCCUGUUGACUUCGCUGAACAAAGGGAAGACUAAAACCGUUCUAUGGCAGAAAGUGCUCUUGGCAGUUCCAGUGCGGAGUGUCUACACUGUUGUGAUAUCAUAUGUCCUUACUGUUUCAUUUCUAGAUAUCAAUGAAUGUAAAAUGGUCCCCAGCCUUUGUACCCACGGAAAAUGCAGAAAUACCAUUGGCAGCUUUAAGUGUAGGUGUGACAGUGGAUUUGCCCUGGAUUCUGAAGAGAGGAAUUGCACAGAUAUUGAUGAAUGCCGCAUCUCUCCUGAUCUUUGUGGCCAAGGCAUCUGUGUCAAUACUCCUGGAGACUUUGAAUGUGAAUGUUUUGAAGGCUAUGAAAGUGGAUUUAUGAUGAUGAAGAACUGCAUGGACAUCGACGAGUGUCAGCGCAACCCCCUUCUCUGCCGGGGCGGCACCUGCAUCAACACAGAGGGAAGUUUUCGGUGUGACUGUCCUCCGGGCCAUCAGAUAUCACCAAAUAUCUCAGCAUGCAUAGACAUUAAUGAAUGCGACCUAAGCACCAGCCUGUGCCGAAACGGACGUUGUGUCAACCUGAUUGGAAAGUACCAGUGUGCUUGUGACCCCGGGUAUCAGUCCACGCAUGACAAGUUAUACUGUAUUGAUAUUGAUGAGUGCAGUAUCAUGAAUGGUGGCUGUGAGAACUUCUGUACAAACUCGGAGGGCAGCUAUGAAUGUAGCUGUAAACAAGGCUUUGCACUCAUGCCAGACCACAGGACAUGCACUGACAUUGAUGAGUGUGAAGACAAUCCUAACAUCUGUGAUGGAGGCCAGUGUACAAACAUCCCAGGAGAAUACAGGUGUCUCUGCUAUGAUGGAUUCAUGGCGUCUGAAGACAUGAAGACUUGCAUAGAUGUUAAUGAGUGUGAUCUGCACCCAAACAUCUGUCUGAGUGGAACCUGUGAGAACACAAAAGGUUCAUUUAUCUGCCAUUGCGAUAUGGGAUAUUCAGGCAAGAAAGGCACAACUGGUUGCACAGAUAUCAAUGAGUGUGAAAUUGGAGCCCAUAACUGCGAUAGACAUGCCAUAUGCACAAACACAGCCGGAAGUUUCAAAUGUAGCUGCAGUCCUGGCUGGAUUGGAAACGGUAUCAAGUGCACAGACCUGGAUGAGUGCUCCAACGGAACACACAUGUGCAGCCCACAUGCUGACUGCAAGAACACAAUGGGCUCUUACCGCUGCCUGUGUAAAGAAGGUUAUACUGGUGAUGGCUUCACUUGUACAGACCUCGAUGAAUGCUCAGAAAACUUGAAUCUCUGUGAAAAUGGGCAGUGCCUCAAUGCCCCGGGAGGAUAUCGCUGCGAAUGUGAUAUGGGAUUUUUGCCAAGUCCAGAUGGGAAAGCAUGUGAAGAUAUCGAUGAGUGCUCACUUCCGAACAUCUGUGUCUACGGUACUUGUCACAACCUCCCUGGGCUUUUCCGGUGUGAGUGUGAAGUGGGCUACGAGUUGGACAGAAGUGGUGGGAACUGCACAGACGUUAACGAAUGUGCAGAUCCCACGACCUGCAUUAGUGGCACAUGUGUGAAUACUGCUGGUAGUUACACCUGUGAGUGCCCUCCUGAUUUUGAGCUGAAUCCCACCCGAGUUGGAUGCGUUGAUACACGAUCUGGCAACUGCUACCUGGACAUUAAAACUCGGGGAGAUAACGGUGGUACCUUCUGCAGCAAUGAGAUCGGAGUGGGCGUUUCCAAGGCCUCCUGUUGCUGCUCCCUGGGCAAAGCCUGGGGAGUUCCCUGUGAACACUGCCCGCCUGUGAACACAACUGAAUAUAAGGUUCUUUGCCCCGGAGGGGAAGGAUUCCGACCAAAUCCUAUUACAGUCAUAUUAGAAGAUAUUGAUGAAUGUCAAGAACUGCCUGGACUUUGCCAAGGAGGAAAAUGUAUUAAUACCUUUGGUAGCUUCCAGUGUCAGUGUCCAUCAGGGUACUACUUGAACGAAGAGACUCGAGUGUGCGAUGAUGUGAAUGAGUGUGACACACCUGGCAUUUGUGGACCUGGCACAUGUUACAAUACCGUUGGGAACUACACCUGCAUCUGUCCUCCUGAUUACAUGCAAGUCAAUGGAGGAAACAACUGCAUGGAUAUGAGAAGAAGUCUGUGUUACAGAAAUUACUACGCUGACAAUCAAACCUGUGAUGGUGAGCUGCUCUUUAACAUGACCAAGAAAAUGUGCUGCUGUUCCUACAACAUUGGACGUGCGUGGAAUAAGCCUUGUGAACAGUGUCCUAUCCCGAGCACUGAUGAAUUCUCCACACUCUGUGGAAGUCAAAGGCCUGGCUUCUUCAUUGACAUUUAUACAGGAUUACCAGUUGAUAUUGAUGAAUGCAGAGAGAUUCCUGGAGUGUGUGAAAAUGGGAUCUGUAUAAACAUGGUUGGCAGCUUCCGAUGCGAGUGUCCUGUGGGUUUCUUCUACAACGACAAGCUACUGAUCUGUGAAGAUAUCGAUGAAUGCCAGAACGGACCAGUGUGUCAGCAAAACGCAGAAUGUGUCAACACAGCUGGUAGCUACCGUUGUGACUGUAAACCUGGCUACAGGUUCACAUCAACCGGCCGCUGCACUGAUCGGAAUGAAUGUCAAGAAAUUCCCAAUAUCUGCAGCCACGGGCAGUGUAUCGACACUGUUGGAAGUUUCUACUGCAUUUGUCACAAUGGAUUCAAGACCAAUGAUGACAGAACAAUGUGUAUAGAUAUUAACGAAUGUGAGAGAGACGCUUGCGGCAAUGGAACCUGCAGAAACACCAUUGGCUCCUUCAACUGCCGCUGCAAUUUGGGCUUCAUCCUCUCACACAACAACGACUGCAUAGAUGUGGACGAGUGUGCAAGUGGAAAUGGAAUGCUCUGCAGGAAUGGUCAGUGUGUGAACACCAUCGGGUCCUUCCAGUGUCUUUGCAAUGAUGGCUACGAGGUGGCUCUGGACGGAAGGACUUGCAUUGAUGUCAAUGAGUGUGCACUGGAGCCUGGAAAAUGCUCACCGGGCACAUGUCAGAACUUGGAUGGGUCAUUCAGAUGUAUCUGUCCUCCUGGAUAUGUCCUGCAGAAUGACAGAUGUGAAGACAUUGAUGAGUGCGUGGAACAGCCAGAAAUUUGUGCCCUAGGCACGUGCAGCAACACUCCAGGCAGUUUCAAAUGUCUGUGUCCGGAAGGCUUUGUGUUGUCUUCCACGGGAAGGCGAUGCCAAGAUCUGAGAGUAAGUUACUGCUUUACCAAAUUUGAAGAUGGGAAAUGUUCUGUGCCGAAGUCCCGAAACCACUCCAAGCAAGAGUGCUGCUGCGCCUUGAAGGGACAGGGAUGGGGAGAUCCCUGUGAACUCUGCCCAGAGGAAGCAGAUGAGGCAUUCCGACAGAUUUGUCCAUUUGGAAUUGGCAUCCUUGUUGGACCUGGUGACGCAAGACUGGAUGUGGAUGAGUGCCUUGAUCCCGAUAACUGUAAAUUUGGGCAGUGUAUCAACACGGAUGGGUCCUUCCGCUGUGAAUGUCCCUAUGGUUACAUCCUUCAAGGAGCUCAGUGUGUGGAUACUGAUGAAUGUGCUGUUGGAAACCCGUGUGGAAAUGGAACUUGCAGGAACGUGGUGGGAGGUUUUGAAUGCACCUGCGUUGAGGGCUUUGAGCCCGGACCGAUGAUGACCUGUGAAGAUGUCAACGAGUGCAUUCAGAACCCUCUGCUCUGCGCUUUCCGCUGCGUGAACACGUUUGGAUCCUACGAGUGCAAGUGCCCCUCGGGGUACGUUCUGCGAGAGGACCGGAGAAUGUGCAGAGAUCAGAAUGAGUGUGAAGAUGGAACCCACGACUGUGACUCAAAACAGAUGGAGUGCAAAAACCUAAUUGGCACCUACAUGUGUAUCUGUGGCCCGGGUUAUCAGCGCAGACCGGAUGGGGAAGGCUGUAUAGAUGAGAAUGAAUGUCAGACCAAACCUGGGAUCUGCGAGAACGGCCGGUGCGUAAACACGGUCGGAAGUUACAGAUGUGAAUGCAACGAGGGGUUCACCGUCAGCGACACCCAGAACGAAUGCCUUGACAACAGGGAGGGCUACUGCUUCACUGAAGUCUUACAAAGUAUGUGUCAAAUCGGAUCAAGCAACAGGAACUCUGUCACCAAGUCUGAAUGCUGCUGUGACGGUGGCCGAGGCUGGGGGCAAAACUGCGAGGUCUGCCCCUUCCCAGGCACCGUGGCCUUCAAGAAGCUUUGCCCUCAUGGCCGAGGGUACAUGUCUAAUGGAGCAGAUAUCGAUGAGUGCAAGGUUAUUCAUGAUGUCUGCCGUAACGGGGAGUGCAUCAACGAGAGGGGAUCUUACCGUUGCCAUUGCAACCUUGGCUAUACUACAGAUAUAACUGGCACCCUGUGCAUCGAUCUGAAUGAAUGUAACGAGUCCCCAAAACCUUGUAAUUUCAUCUGCAAAAACACAGAGGGGAGCUUCCAGUGUUCCUGUCCCAAAGGGUACAUCCUGCAAGAAGAUGGGAGAAGCUGCAAAGAUCUCGAUGAAUGUGCAACAAAGCAGCACAACUGCCAGUUCCUUUGCGUCAACACUAUCGGGGGUUUCACUUGCAAAUGUCCUCCGGGAUUCACUCAGCACCACACAGCCUGCAUUGAUAACAACGAGUGUGCCACUGAAAUCAAUUUAUGUGGGGCGAAGGGCAUUUGCCAGAAUACGCCGGGAAGUUUUGUUUGUGAGUGUCAACGUGGCUUCUCCCUCGAUCAAACCGGGCUCAGCUGUGAAGAUGUUGAUGAAUGUGAUGGAAACCACCGGUGUCAGCAUGGCUGCCAAAAUAUAAUUGGAGGAUACAGGUGUAGCUGCCCACAAGGAUACCUCCAGCAUUACCAGUGGAACCAAUGUGUUGAUGAAAACGAAUGUCUCAGUGCACACAUUUGUGGAGGAGCCUCUUGCCACAAUACUUUGGGAAGCUAUAAAUGUAUGUGCCCUACCGGAUUUCAGUAUGAGCAGUUUAGUGGAGGUUGCCAAGAUAUCAAUGAAUGCGGUUCUGCACAAGCCCCAUGCAGUUAUGGUUGUUCAAAUACUGAAGGUGGCUACGUCUGUGGAUGUCCACCUGGUUACUUCAGAAUAGGACAAGGACACUGUGUUUCUGGAGUGGGGCUCGGCAAAGGUCAAGGACAAGAGCUGUCCCUCAGCGGAGAAGUAGAUGACAACUCCCUCUCGCCAGAAGCUUGCUACGAGUGUAAAAUCAAUGGCUAUCCCAAGAGAGGAAGGAGGCGCCGGAGCACUAAUGAAACUGCAAAUGAAACAGAGGAUCAGCAAGAGCCGGAGCCGCCGGUCAGUCUCGCCAGCUGGGAUAUCGAGAAAGCAGCAGUCUUCUCCAUCAACAUCUCGGAUCUCAGUAACAAAGAUCGCAUCCUGGAACUGCUUCCCGCCCUCACAACACUGACAAACCACAACCGAUACUUAAUUGACUCCGGAAAUGAAGACGGCUUCUUCAGAAUCAAUAAGAAGGACGGGAUAAGUUACCUUCAUUUCACAAAGAAGAAGCCAGUGCCUGGAAACUAUUCAUUACAAAUCAGUAGUAUUCCACUCUAUAAAAAGAAGGAACUUAACCAGCUUGAAGAGAAACAUGACAAAGACUACCUCAGUGGUGAGCUGGGAGAUAACCUGAAAAUGAAAAUUCAGAUAUUGCUUCAUUAAUUCAUCAACCAAAGACCAAAUAAUUAAACCAAAGAUAGAUAGGUAGGACUGAGUAUUCCUCCCAAUCAGAUUCUCCAUAUCAUAGGUACAAUCUCACGUGAGUACAAGCGUAUGAACGAGCACUAUUCUAUUACUACACACACGAGGUACAGGAUGAACACCCUAGCUCAAAACAACCACUUCCUCAGGCUUUUAAGCGUAGCUGAGCUACCUUGAUAUGUUGAAUCUCGAAAACUGGGACUUUUUAUCCUUGGAAGUUGGCCACUGCUGCUGAGACGCGUCAUCCUUUCAGCAGAGGUACAAGAACGUGCUUUCAACUGAUGGGACAGCUCUAUUUUUGUAAUUCUUAAACUUCGCUUCUCCAACUACAACUUACUAGGUCAGCCAUUUAUGAUAUCCGUUUGGUGCUAGUAAAUUUUCAACCUAGAUUUAUAAAUGCACUGUAAUAUCUACACAACUUAGAAGCCAAAAUUGCCAUUAUUCAGUCUAAAUACUUCAAUCAACCAAAGUUAGCUCAGUAGUUUAUCUCAGUUAUGCCUAUAAUACAUUACAUGUAAAUUAAGUGUGUGUAUACUGUAAUCAUGCUAUUUUUAUCAAUGAAGCAUUUGUAAACUAGAUUAAUAAUACCCUUAACGUGAGGGUUUGUAAUGGUGCUUAUAAGACCAACUACUCGUUAACUGUAUACACAAACCUGAUGAUAAAGUUUCUGUGACUUGCCAAAAUGCACUGAGGUCAGUAGGGACCAUCAAACGUUCUCGGAAGUCAGAUGACAAUCAGUGCCGCCCUACACCACGACAUCAUGUAACGCGUCAGGAGUACCCAGAGUCAUUCAUAGCAACGAGGGUUCAAUGUCAGAAAUGUCACAAUAAAACCGUUUCUUUUUU